Molecule: messenger RNA, 1832 nt
Organism: Trichophyton rubrum CBS 118892
Lineage: Eukaryota; Fungi; Ascomycota; Eurotiomycetes; Onygenales; Arthrodermataceae
Exons: 2
Coding region: 1-1020 (339 amino acids)
Source: RefSeq, a predicted model, not a curated record
AUGUAUUCAUACAGGAGAAAAGAUCCGAUACGAUUGAAUAUCAAUUGUCAGCGACGCCGAUCUCCUUGUUCUCGCUGUACUGGACUUGAUGAUGAUGGCUGUGCUAGUGUCAGCAGCCAGCUUGCCCAUGAGGCGGCGGAGGUAAACAGAGUGUACGAGGAGCUGCAGCAGUACCACAUGCUGGGGAGAGCCAUGACAGCACACGAUCAAGAAGCUGUCAGAGUAAUAACCCAGAGGUUGAUUGCAGCUCACAACCGUUUUAUGUCCAGAAAACGGUUUCUCUCUGACACGGGCCAAAGCAUAACCUCGGAACCUGUCUUGCGUCCAAAUAAGGGGUUUAUGCAACUACUAAAGUACGAGGUCGACUUAAAUUGGGGACUUCGCCCUCGCAACGCCAGCACCAGUCGAUCUGGCACAAACGCGGGUGGUAGUCGAUCUGGCACAAACGCCAGCACCAAUCGGCCUAGCACAAACGCGGGUGCCAGUCGAUCUGGUACAAACGCGGGUGCCAAUCGGCCGGCGGCAAACGCCAGUACCAAUCGGCCUAGCACAAAUGCGGGUGCCAGUCGGCCGGCAGCAAACGCCAGCACCAGUCGGCCUAGCACAAAUGCGGGUGCCAGUCGGCCGGCAGCAAAUGUGAAUCCCGAGCCAAGGGAAGGAGAGAGCAACACCAGGGAAGACACUCUCCCUGGCAGAGCUGAAGGGUUUAGGGAAGCACCUGGUUCGAAACCUAACUUUGUCAAUUCCUUGAUAAAGUACAACCGGGCAUUUCUUGAGUCCUACCGGAUAUUGCUUGACGGCAGUGAGUUAUUGCUGGAUUCAAUUGUCCAGGAGCAGCAGGAUAUCGUACCCACACGCCAACCUCGCUGUCCUCACAUCGCUGUGGUUGUUCCACCUCCCCCUGCUGCUCCCGCUGCCACUACCCCUGAGUCCCGCGUUCUUCGGUCGUCAACAUCGGCUCGGAAGCGUCAGGCUGAACCGGCUUCUCAACCAUCCAGUUCAAGGCGUCGAGUGCUUUGAUGCGCCGUUUUCUGGGCCGCGGGCGACUGUGGGAUCUCCCAAUGGAUCUUUUGGGCUGACUGUCUCGUUGUACUCUAUUCUCCGCUGUGGCUAUCUCUUGUCUUUUGUCGUUCUUGUCAUCUUCAAGUUUUCGUCGUGGCUUUCUGUCUUAUCUGGAUUCAUUGUGAUGGUUGUUGUUGAAAUAAGCUGUAAUUUAGGCUUCUUAUUUAGUUCAUUGGUUUUGUUUUUUUCCGCAUUUCUGAUUGCUCAGAGUUGGCUUGGCGCAGGAUUAACUCGUCCUAUUGGAUGCCGCCAUUAUUGCAAACACAGCCUCAUUGUAGAGUAUCAACGCACGUUUGUAGGUAGCUGGGGGGAGGAUCUACAAAUCCCCUAGCUUUCAUAUUAUAGAAUCUCCGUCGAGAAAAAGCUGCAUGGGUAGUAAGGUGAAGCAGCAGCAAGCCCUGUAGCGACAUCGAUGCCAAACAUAUCGUCCGUGAGAAUCACACAGGCAAGCCGUCACGAUAUUCGACCCCUGAUAAUACGUUUAGACGGUAUGUUGCUUUUGAUAGUCAACCGAAUGAAGCAGAAACUGGUAAUUGCCCCUUAUUAACCGGUUAGUUAUUUCGUCGAUGGGUUAGUUGGCUAGAAUAUAACCAGUUCACGAGCAAGCCAACCUCCUAUCUUGAGCCUCAGUGUUUGGGUCAACCAGAUUGUUAGUGAGAUACCUUGCAAAAAGCCCACGCUUGUACUCAGCAUUAUAUUGGACAUGCUGCUGGCACUGCCUAUUAACUGGUCAUAGGGAUGGAGCAGUGACGGAUAAGGGCCAGCGGCUU